Coregonus clupeaformis (lake whitefish) is the source of this 1413-nucleotide messenger RNA. RefSeq names its product glutamic-oxaloacetic transaminase 1 like 1 (gene got1l1). Gene Ontology annotation, biological process: L-aspartate biosynthetic process. The record is from RefSeq and is a predicted model, not a curated record. The coding region runs from base 36 to 1340 and encodes 434 amino acids. NCBI's taxonomy places the organism in Eukaryota, Metazoa, Chordata, Actinopteri, Salmoniformes, Salmonidae. Gene Ontology annotation, cellular component: cytosol. The transcript has 8 exons. Gene Ontology annotation, molecular function: pyridoxal phosphate binding; L-aspartate:2-oxoglutarate transaminase activity.
GAGUGCUGACAGAACAGGAUGAUGAAAAUAAAAAGAUGAGGCAAACCUGUAAUACUGAUGGUGGAGCGGGUUCCACUGAAAAUGUUCAAGCCCGGGAUAUAACUCAUCUCUCCAUAUUCGUCGACACUCCAACUGCCGCACCGAAUCCUGAAACCAAGCUAUUGGCUGACUUCAAGAAAGACACUCAUCUCAGCAAAGUGUACUUGGCGGGAAGAGAGUAUCUCAACAAGGAAGGUCAGACCUCUGUGCGCCCGCUCAUUGGGAAAAUAAUGCAACAGAUCGGCACAGACCCCACUCUCUGUCCAGAGUAUCCAUCAUCCUUUGGCCUUCCAGAAUUCACCAGGAGAGCAACAGAAUUGGUUUUGGGCAGGGACUGCCAUGCCAUCGUGGAGAACAGGGUGUUGGGUGUGCAGACUGUGGGCUGUACUGGGGCUGUUCGUCUGGGGGCUGAGCUCUUGAAGCACUGGUACAAUGUGAGCGGUGUCUGGUGUGGGCCAAUCUAUCUCUCCUCCCCCUGUGAUGACUCCUUGGCUGGUAUCUUUGAGGCAGCAGGGAUCCAGGAUGUCCGUCGGUAUCGGUAUUGGGAUACAGAGCAGAGGGGUGUGUGUGUGCAGAAAAUGAUGGAGGAUCUGGAGAUGGCUCCAGAGCAGAGUGUCAUUGUUCUGUCUGCUUCUGCUCACUGCCCUACUGGUUCAGACCUCUCCCAGAAGCACUGGAGACUCCUCACACAGUUUAUGGUGAGGUGUAGGUUUUUCCCUUUCUUCCUGCUGCCUGCACAGGGCCUAUGCCAUGGGGACCUUGAACAAGACGCCUGGCCAGUGCGUCUGUGUGCCUCUCUGGGGAUGGAGCUUCUGUGUGCCCAGUCCUUCUCCCACAGCUUUGGGCUUUACGGCGAGCGGGUUGGACACCUCUUAUGUGUCCUAAAGCAGAGCUCCACACUGCUAGCUGUUCAGUCCCAGGCCGAGAAGCUGGUCAGGGCUCUGUGGUCCCGGCCAUCUGUCGGAGGAGCUCGUGUGGUUGCCACGGUGCUCAGUAACCCUGCCCACCAUGUGGAGUGGCAGGAAGGAUUGAAGAGUAUGGUGGAGAGGGGCAUGCUGGUCAGAGAGAGGUUGAGAGAGAAGCUAAGGCUUCUUGGAUGUCCUGGCAGCUGGGAUCACCUGAUCCAGCAAGGUGGACUGUACUGUUGCACUGGGCUGAAUGUCCAACAAGUGGAAUUCCUGAAAAAGAGGAGUCAUAUCUACCUGCAUCCCAAUGGCUGUCUGAAUGUGAGUGCUAUCAACAGCCGUAACCUAGACUAUGUAGCUGAGUCCAUCCACCUGGCAUUGACCUCUGUCUUCUGACGUCCAUUACAAUACCUGUUGACAGCCUUUCUAAAAUCCUUAUUAAGCUGAACUAAAUCAUGUGAAGGAAGCA